Molecule: messenger RNA, 1902 nt
Organism: Toxoplasma gondii ME49
Lineage: Eukaryota; Apicomplexa; Conoidasida; Eucoccidiorida; Sarcocystidae
Product: small nuclease
Exons: 1
Coding region: 610-1713 (367 amino acids)
Cellular component (GO): mitochondrion
Molecular function (GO): nucleic acid binding; 3'-5'-RNA exonuclease activity
Source: RefSeq, a predicted model, not a curated record
UAUUUGCCGUUUGGAGGGAGAGUGAUAGUGAAACUGGAUUUCUGCGCGUUCUGGAAUUUUGUCGACUGCGGGUGCACGCAGUGUUGCACAGCGGGGGAAUCUAACGACCCGGCCCCACGCAAGUUUGCAGGGUUGAGAAACUCCGAGAAAAUUUGACAGGUCUUCUCGAGUUCAAGUGUGUGUAUCCCUUGCUUCUGUUUUCGACUUCGUGCUAACUGCAGCAGAAACAGCAGUCAACUUUCGGCUCUUUGUCCGCGCACACGAUUCUUCGCAUUUGGAACUUGUCGAGUGUGUGCGUCGCCACUUGUCCGUGUGUAGCGUCGCAUCUCUCCUGUCGUGGACUGGUGUGGUUUUCAGAAGGGAUGAAAACACGCUAAGGGCAGCUACAGUUCUUGCAUCAUGUCCUGAAAGUGGGUGUUGUUUCUCGCAGUGUGUCCGACCUCGCGGGCGGCUAAAACACGGUUCACCCGUAAGGAUCGGAUAUUGUCCCAAAAAAGAGCCCCAGCAAAGGCUGAAACUUCCACUGGCUUCAGCUUUCCAUGCAAGUUGCUUGGGGGAGACUUGCACACAGUGCUUCGCAGUCACUGGUCUUCCCCGAGAUAGCUUGGAAUGCGUUUGUUCCCCAGAUUUUCCCACCCACCUUUGAGCAAGACAUCAACGGUGCUGUUAAAGCAUCCAUUGUGUGCGUGGGACAGUCGGAGCAUCCGCUCACAAGACUGCGUCGCGGGUGAGUUAGGGCGCUGCUUGUCUGGACCGCGUAGGACGAAUUCGUUUCAAGUGAAUUGGUCGCAGUGGAGCAAACGCUGCGGCGGUGUGUUUUUUACCACCUUCGAGGAAAAGCCUGUUCUCUACCAAGCGUCGCUCAAGAGCGUUUCCACCAGAACAGAGUUUCACGAUCCCUGCCACGGGAGACGAGUGAACUAUCACCAAAACACUCCCGCACUCCUCACUGCGAGCAGCGGCGCCCAUUCACGAAGAGUCGACAAAUUGGGGCUUUCCUUGUUGACCGGGUGCGACCUCCACUUUCACUCACUUCAUUCACAGUUCGCUUCAGCAGAGAUGGAGGGCAUGAUGGAGGCACCCGCGCGCUUCAAGAGCGUCUCGAGCGAGGAUGCAAACCGCAUAGCCCCCAUCCGAACAGCUGUUACGAUAACUGAAGAUGAGGAGACCCUGCAGGCUCCCAUCGUUUGGGUUGACUGUGAGAUGACUGGACUGGACGUGGAAACAGACCAAAUAAUCGAAAUCGCGGUCAUUGUGACGGACGGCCAGUGCAAAAAACGCAUCGUUGGACCGAACCUAAUUGUGCACGCCAGUGACGAACUUCUAGAUGGAAUGGAUGAAUGGUGCAAAAAGACCCACGGGGAGUCAGGGCUAACUGCAGCCUGCCGGAAGUCGACUCUGACUCUCGCAGAUGCUGAGGAGCAAAUUCUGGAAUUCGUACAGAAACACGUCGCGACGACGCGCGUCGCCCCGCUAGGUGGGAACAGCGUGCACGUAGACAGGCAGUUUCUCGUGAAACAGAUGCCCCGACUCAUAGCACAUCUCAGCUACCGAAUAAUCGAUGUGUCCACCAUAAAGGAACUCGCGAUGCGGUGGAAACCCGAGUUGCCACUGGUCAAGAAGGCGGCCAACCACCGCGCACUCGAAGACAUACAUGAAAGCAUCGACGAACUCCUUUACUACACUCGGCAUUUGUUUCGGGUUGACCAGUGACCGAGUUCGUCUCACGGAACUUGUCUGAGUAUGGGCAGUUUGAGCUUUUCUGUGUGCAUAAUCCGUGUCAGUUUUUAAGAGGAACUGCGAUUUUCGGCGCACGUUUUAAAGACGAAGGUUAUUUCCUGUGUGCAGUUCGCGUGCUGUUUCGGUGGGACGGAAAAUUUUGCAAGUUUUGUUCGACAGGGU